AUGACUGGACUUUCUGAAAACGCGGUGUCUGACUGGAAGAUAUUCAUCCACACUCGAAUCGCUGAUUGGCUGCUUGCAAACCCUUGUCCUCUUGGUGGUCCUGGAGUAAUUGUCGAAUUAGACGAAGCUAAGUUCGGAAAGAGAAAAUACAACAAAGGUGGAUACAGAGAGGGUAUGUGGGUACUUGGUGGAGUUGACCGAAACACAGGACAAUGCUUCCUCCUCCCUUGUCCGGAGGAGGAACGUGGAGCAACUACUCUCCUCCCUCUCAUCCGGCGGUGGAUUCUUCCUGGGUCUAUCAUCUACACAGACGAGUGGGGAGCUUACAACACGCUAACAGCGGAGAGGUACACGCAUGCUGUUAUGGAUAGUUAUUUGAUAAACAAGGUGCCAAAAGAAACGCUUGUGCAGCUGGAAGAGUUCUCAGCUUACCUCAAAGAUCAUCGAAAAACUAGAACAUCAUAUGCAAGUGUGAUCAAGACAAUAAAUAUAUUAAAGGAGUUGAUAUGUGCAAGUGACUGGGUAACAGCUGGCGAGCUUAUCAAGAUAAUUAAAACAUACUCAAAGUAUCUGCCACUAAUACUGAGUAAUGAAACUGUCGUAAGUAAUGUUAUCAGAAGAGUUCUGAAGAUAAUAAGGGAAGAGAAUGAAGGGCCAGAUGCAGCAAGCUUUGCAGAGGGACUAGCCAUAUUUUUCAGAUCAGAUUCCCAAUCAUCAACCAUUGGAAGAAAAGACCUGCAAGACAAUAUCCUGAACAGUAUUGUAGAGUUGCUUGCUGAGCAAGAAAACAGCAAAUCUAACAUCAUCACCAUGGCUCUUGAGCAUAUCCACGCUAAUGAGCUCAUCUUAACUUAUGGGCACUCAAACACAGUAAGGGAGUUCCUCCUUCAUGGACGGAAGAAGAGGAACUUCAGAGUUGUGGUAUGUGAAUCAGGGCCCUCGCUAAAAGGACACCAAAUGGCAAAGGAGUUGAGCGAUGGUGGUAUUGAGACAACUCUUAUUGCUGACAGUGCUGCAUUCGCUAUCAUUCAUGCUGUUAAUAAGGUGAUAAUUGGUACCCACACUAUAAUGGCUGACGGAGCUCUGAGAGCACCGAACGGAGCACACCAGCUAACACUUGCAGCAGAACACUUCUCUGUGCCAGUCAUAGUUUGUGCUGCACUUUACAAACUCUCUCCUACUCAUCUCUGCUCCUAUGAUCAGGAUGCUUUCAACAAGAUCAUAGGUCCUGAGAACAUGCUGAAUUUCAGUAAUACCAAGCUUCAUUCAAAAGUGUUGGUAUCGAAUCCUGAGUUUGACUACGUCCCAAGUGAUAUGAUAGAACUGUUUAUAACUAACACUGGAGGACAUGCUCCCUCGUAUCUUUACAGAAUCGUAUCAGAGCUGUAUCACCCGCAUGAUAACGAUCUGGACAACAUGUGUGUAGAGGAAUCUGAUGACGAACACUGACCAACGUGACCAAAUCACGUGACCAACGUGACCAGAUCUUCAGUUCAACCUUAUCUGUCAUCUGAUGUUUAGGAA
Molecule: messenger RNA, 1524 nt
Organism: Bolinopsis microptera
Lineage: Eukaryota; Metazoa; Ctenophora; Tentaculata; Lobata; Bolinopsidae
Product: translation initiation factor eIF2B subunit beta-like
Exons: 8
Coding region: 1-1449 (482 amino acids)
Biological process (GO): translational initiation
Cellular component (GO): eukaryotic translation initiation factor 2B complex
Molecular function (GO): guanyl-nucleotide exchange factor activity; translation initiation factor activity
Source: RefSeq, a predicted model, not a curated record